AUGGCUCAAUACCAGGGCCCCAGCCAGCAGCAGUACCCUGCAGCGGAGGGCCAGCGGGCCCCUGGGGGGCCCCCGGGGGGCCCCCAGGGGGGCCCCCAGCUGUACGCUGUGGGCCCCCCGCCCCCCGCGGCCGCCUACGGGGCCCCCGGGGGGUACCCGGGCUACGGGGCCCCGGGGGCCCCCCCCCCCUAUGGGCCCCAGUAUGGGGCCCAGUAUGGGCCCCAGUAUGGGGGGCCCCCCUACCCUGCUGCUUGUGGGGGCCCCUACGGGGGUAUGGCCCCUCCGUACCCUCCAGUGGCCCCGGCCUACCCUGCUGCUGGUGGGGGCCCCUCUCCAGUUUACGGCAAGCCGGCUGGCUCGACUCCUGGAUCCAUGGAAAUGGGGUCACCUCCACCCCCCUCCGAUGACACAAAAAUAACAGACCACAUUAGUGUGCAGAUUCGCCACGCCUUUGUCCGCAAGGUUUUGGGCAUUCUCGCCGUGCAGAUCCUCUUCACGUUCGGUAUCGCCUCCGCCUUCGGCUUCGUCCCAACGCUGAGGAAUUUUCUGCUGCAGAACUACUGGCUGGCAAUUGUUGCUGCAGUGUGCGGCUUGGUGCUGCAGCUGGUGCUGGUUUGUGUGCCGGACUUGGCGCGAAAAGUGCCAAUGAACUUUAUUCUCAUGACUCUUAUAACUGCUUGCUACGCCGUUCUUAUUUCUUGUGCUGCUGCUGCUUCUUCUUGGCAAAGUUUCUUAAUUGCCAUCGGCUCCACCUUCGUCGUCGUCGUUGGCCUGAUGCUCUUCGCCUGCCAAACCAAAUACGACUUCACCGGCUGCGGCACUUACUUGUUCGUGGCGGUGCUGUGCCUCAUGAUCUUCGGGAUCUUGAGCAUUUUCUUCCACAAUAAAAUUGUUCAUCUUGUUUACUCGAGCAUCGCCACAGUUUUGUUCUGCAUGAUUUUGCUGGUCGUGGGGGGCAAACACCGGCGCUACCAGUACUCCGUGGACGACUACAUCUUUGCGGCGCUGACUCUUUACAUGGACAUUAUAAUUAUAUUUAUGAACAUUCUGGCAAUAGCAGACAACUCUUGA
Messenger RNA from Eimeria necatrix, 1071 nucleotides. RefSeq lists its product as hypothetical. The transcript is spliced from 6 exons. The record is from RefSeq and is a predicted model, not a curated record. The coding region runs from base 1 to 1071 and encodes 356 amino acids. Gene Ontology annotation, cellular component: membrane. Lineage: Eukaryota; Apicomplexa; Conoidasida; Eucoccidiorida; Eimeriidae.